Molecule: messenger RNA, 1616 nt
Organism: Balaenoptera musculus (blue whale)
Lineage: Eukaryota; Metazoa; Chordata; Mammalia; Artiodactyla; Balaenopteridae
Gene: HRAS
Product: HRas proto-oncogene, GTPase
Exons: 6
Coding region: 723-1313 (196 amino acids)
Biological process (GO): cellular senescence; Ras protein signal transduction
Cellular component (GO): plasma membrane
Molecular function (GO): GTP binding; GTPase activity; GDP binding
Source: RefSeq, a predicted model, not a curated record
GGCAUCCCUUCUUUAAGCAUCACAAAUUGGGGGCACCCCAGCUAGAGGCCUUGGCCCCAGGCCGUUUUCCUUUCUCACCUGUCUCCUUAUUUCCGCACCUCCUUUGGGUCUUUUCCUGUGAUCAGCUUCUGCUUCCUGGAGCCCUGGCCCCCUGCCCGCCUCCUCACCUUCCUUAUGCUCUCCAAAGUUCUUCUGGUAGUGGGGCCCAGUGGGUUUCCCUUUAUUUUUCCCUUAUGUGGAUUUUUUGUUUGGAGCAUAGCCCGAACCCGCCAAGGCAGGGGUACUUUCUGUCUGCUCGUCAUCCUGUGCCUGGAGCAGUACCUGGCAUGCAGUAGGUGCUCAGUGAAUACUUGUCAAAUGCACCAGCAUGCCCGGGGGUGGGGGGGCCUGGAGCCGGUUGUCGGCUGCCACCAGCCUGUCCGGGCACGCUGCUGUGCCCGCCACUGUGGCAAGGCCUGUUCUCAUGGGGGCGCUGGUAACCUCAGCCCACGGCGCUUCCAGUUCAGGCUUCUUGCCUACCCAGCAGCUUCUAAUUCGGGUGCAUGCUUGGGAGACGCUCUCAGCUGUCAGCCCUGCCUCUGGGGGGCCGGCUCCCUGCUUCUCUCACACAGUCAUUAAAUGCAGCUGGAGGCAGGAACCCCCGUCCCACCUCUGGGCUGGAGGUGCCACAGGUGGGACAGGCGACCACUGCAGUGCCUUGUGCUGUGGUCCUUUGAGGAGCAAUGACGGAGUAUAAGCUCGUGGUGGUGGGCGCCGGAGGCGUGGGGAAGAGCGCCCUGACCAUCCAGCUCAUCCAGAACCACUUUGUGGAUGAGUACGACCCCACCAUAGAGGACUCCUACCGGAAGCAAGUGGUCAUUGAUGGGGAGACUUGCCUGCUGGACAUCCUGGACACGGCGGGCCAGGAGGAGUACAGCGCCAUGCGGGACCAGUACAUGCGCACCGGGGAGGGCUUCCUUUGUGUGUUUGCCAUCAACAACGCCAAGUCCUUCGAGGACAUCCACCAGUACAGGGAGCAGAUCAAACGGGUGAAGGACUCGGACGAUGUGCCCAUGGUGCUGGUGGGGAACAAGUGUGACCUGGCCGCGCGCACCGUGGAGUCUCGGCAGGCCCAGGACCUCGCCCGCAGCUACGGCAUCCCCUACAUCGAGACCUCGGCCAAGACGCGCCAGCCGCUCUGGCUCUGGCUCCAGCUCCGGGACCCUCUGGGACCCUCCGGGACCCCCGUGACCCAGCAGCCCCUCUCGCUGGCGUGGAGGAUGCCUUCUACACGCUGGUGCGCGAGAUCCGGCAGCACAAGGCGCGCAAGCUGAGCCCGCCUGACGAGGGUGGCCCGGGCUGCCUGAGCUGCAGGUGCCUGCUCUCCUGACAGCGGCGUGGGUGUGGGGUGUGGAGGUGCCGGAUGAGACGCGGGCUAAGGAUGCAGGGAAGGAAGGAAGUGCCGCCAGAGCCUGGCCCGCCCAGGUCGGUGGACAGAGUGACCGCAGGCCUCCCGGGACGCUUUGCACAGACUGUCAUGAACUGACACCGGCGGCCCCCAGUUGUCACUCUUCUCCAGCCCUGUCCUGGCCCGCUGGGCACAGGCUGAGUCGCAGUAAAUUAUUUCAUGUCUUGAC